Durusdinium trenchii is the source of this 2264-nucleotide messenger RNA. Lineage: Eukaryota; Dinophyceae; Suessiales; Symbiodiniaceae. The record is from the annotation of a GenBank genome assembly.
CAAAAAGAGUGGGCCACUUUAUUUUUUACGUUUUCCCUGGGUGCACCGAGCACGUGUAGCGCCAUGCCGUCGAGGCCGAUGAAGGAGAACGACUUGUCAAGCGGCCAAGGUGGCCCGCCUGUUUGGCAAUUCUCCGUGCUAUUUGAGGGAGCGACCACGGAGAAGGAACCUUUUACGCUGUGCACUUAUGUGGCCCUCUUCCAGUUCAAGGUGAUCUGCCACGAGCGCAUCUACAAGCGGGAGGAUCGUUGCAACUGCACCGAGUAUUCCUGGAGCGUCAAGCGCCGUUUCAGUGAAUUUGCGCAGUUGGAUGCGGGUCUCCGCUCGGCUCUUCCUGAUUGCCCUUCGUUGCCCAAAACCACCUUUUGGAGGCAAAUCUGCCCUUCUGAAGAAUUCGUGAAGCACCGAGCCGGCGAGCUCUUCCAGUACCUGACCGUAGCCCUCACACUUGCACAGAAGGCUGCGGACGCUUCUUCCGAGUUUUUGGAUGCGGCUGAUCUCUGCCCCAACUUGCCUCUCUUUCUGGGUAUGCAGGAGGCCUCUGAACACGAGGCCCGCGCCUGGGCGCCUCCACCCGCUGAGGAACGCCCAGUGGCCCUGGUGCAUUCGUUCGACAGGGGCACCUUUGUCUUCGGACAUCUGGAAGCAGGAACACAGCUUACGAAGCAUGACCGUCAGGCGGCACUUGGUAACUUGACAUGUACACAUGCCGAGGUGCGACCGGCCAAGCUCCACGCACAGCGGGCUUUUCUGAAGCCGGAGAUUGGAGCUCAAAAGAAGAUCGUGGCCUCACCUACCAUGGAUCCUGGCUCGUUUUGCAGCUCCGUGUGGUCCGAGGCGUCCUCACCGCUGCCGUCCCCCGCCGAGUCACGUGCCACUUCCCCAAGGCGUCGGUCCGGCUCCAGUGAUGAGUCCAGCGCAAGCACAGUGGACACGAAAAAGCUGGCUUUCGAAUUGCAGGUGGAUGAAAUACCCGAAGUGAAGAAGCCACCAUCACCUUGCGUGUGGAUGGAAGUGGAUCUUGACACUGAAGCUUCGAGAUGCAUUGAGCAUCGACAAUGGUGGGCUUGGGCUCGCGCCCAAAGAAAUGAGGAGGAGUCGCUGCCAAUGCCAACUCAGGUACGUUUGGACACCGAGUUGGAACGGAGACGACUCCGUGAACGCUAUGAAUGCGUUGCAGCACUCUGGCGUGAGCUAAGUGUGGACAAUGAGGUCCUGCACACCAUCCUGGGAUAUGGCGUGGAAGGGCGCACCUUGGUGGUGACACAUCAGAUGGCACCCACCUUUGUGGGCCUCCGCGACUUUGCCUUCAAGAAGGAUCGCUGUCACCUUUUACUGACACAGGCCAUCAAGGCCCUGGCCUACCUGCAUGAACAGAACUUGGCUCAUGGACACCUUUGCCCUGAGAGCUUCCUCGUGGAUGAUGAUGGAGGACAACUGGAAAAGCGAGUGCGCUUGAUGUGGAUGCCUGGACAGAGGCGAAUUGAGGGGACUCGACGUGCCCCAGCCACCCUAGGCUUCAAAGGUCCAGGAGAUGAUGGCAGUGCUGCAGGCGAUCUGUGGUCCUUCGGCUGUGUCCUUCUGGUGUGGUAUUUCAACUUCAUCCCUGCGCCUCAUCCCUGGUUUCAGUUUGCCAAGUAUCCCCAGCUCAGACAGGCGAUUCAAAAGGCCUUGGGAAAGAGGCAACCAGAACUUCCACAGGCCUUGCUGGACCUCCAUGCCGCGGCCGCACAAGCGGACGAGAACGACGCGCAUGUGCUACUGGUUACGCAAGUGUGCACCAGGUGCCUGCAAUGGGCUCCAGAGGAGCGGUCCAGCGCCAAGGAGCUCCAGCUGGAGGUCGCAGAUCACCUAUGACUCUCCCAGCGAAGGCUUAAUUCAGAUGUCUCUGGCAGCUUUGAAGGCUUUUCAGGGUUCACUGGGUACAGACGGAGAAUGCAAGUUUCCGUUUCGGGAGCACUCUUUGAAUGAGCUCCCUGUGCAUGCGCCGAUCCCUCGGUGAACAAAGGGAGGACUUCGCCGAGCUCCGCUUUGAGCUGUUUCGUCGCCCGUGGAGGGCGGCUGAGACGAACGGAGGGCGGAUCCUGCGCCGAAUCCGUGCAGGAUGAUCCCAUCGAUGCAUGCUUUUUCCAAUGUUUCGAAGCUCGUUCCAGGGCAAAGAUCCCCCCUCAGCAUUUUUCGGUGGCUGGGGAUUUGUACAAAGCUGGUGAAGCAGGUGCAGCUUCUUCGACAUCCGACUUGUCGUGAAUCGGCUUGUUUUUCCA